Molecule: messenger RNA, 966 nt
Organism: Botrytis byssoidea
Lineage: Eukaryota; Fungi; Ascomycota; Leotiomycetes; Helotiales; Sclerotiniaceae
Exons: 2
Coding region: 1-966 (321 amino acids)
Source: RefSeq, a predicted model, not a curated record
AUGGAUAUGUUUGUGAAACAAUUUCCGUCUUCUAUGUUCCCAUUUCAGAACAUGGAAGGUAGCUCUGUUCAGGUACAAGCAGAGUACGCCGACCACGACCCAAACAACAACAGAAUUAAGACUGCUUCUCUCAAGAUCAACUUGCAAACUCUCAAAGUUUCGAAUGGCUCCCCAGCCGAAUCAGGAAACAACGACACGAAUGAUGAUGUUGACAUGUCAGGCCUCGAUCAUCCUGUUGGCGGAAUCAUAAACAAUUUGAACAAUCGCAGCACGAUACGCAAACAACACUCAUCUACCAACACUGGCCAAAUUCAUCAGCAAGCUGAAAUGGCGCGCAUGUUACAACCCACCAUUCGAGCACUCCAAUCAGCUACCGACAAAGCUAUCAACAAAAGCAAGAAGAUCUCAAGUCAAGGCGAAGCCUUUAUAGGACCAAAAUUACCAAAUGGUCGGAGAAUUUCGCGACACCUCCCGGAAAGCGAUUCUUCUAGAGUGAGACACGAGGAUCUUGCUGAGAAGAAACGUAAACGGAAGGAAAUGAACAAGACCGUUGUAAACGCGCCCAAUACGAAGCCGAAGAAAGGAAAGAACAAGAAGAAUGGCGGCGCUAACGCUAAAUCUAAGCCUUCAGAAGGUGCGGUCAAGAAGCGUGGGACCAGGAAGCCAAAAGAGGGAAAAGUAGACCACAUGGAAUAUCUGAUGGAACGUCGCAAGCUCGGGGACACAAAUGCGCUCGCUGCUGCUGAUAAGACUGCCAGAUCAAACGCGGACGAGAAAGUGGAUGUCUAUGGUCAUGGACUGAACCCUGCAGAUUGGGAGGCAAUGUACCAACAGGAGUACCAGGCACGUACUGCAAGGCUCAGAGAAAGACAAGCUAGGGAUGAACAAGCGUUAAUGUCAGCUUUGAACGGUCUCUCCCUCAGUGUAGCAAAAAUUGGUGGUGGAGACUAUGAUUUGAUUCUCUGA